AUGGCGGAUCCCACCCGAGCGGCUCAUCUGGUCGAGGAGGAUGCGCUGGCCUCGCGAUCGUUGACGUAUUCGAUUGAGGAUGUGGCACAGAAGAGGCACGAGUUGGAGAGUGACUCUGGAUCGGCUGCACCACGCUACGAUUCGAUCGUACACUCUCGCGGCGCCAAGCCACAUCGUGGCAAGCGCGACGACGAGGACGACGAGGACGACGAGGACGACGAAGAGGACGACGAUCGCGCGUUGGAGGAUGAGAUGGCAUGGCAGAACGAGCAACGGCGACUUUCGCGUGGCGCACACGAGGGUGGCCCCUCUCCAUCGACUUCGACACCGACGCGUGGGACAGGCAGCCACUUCGAUGGCGGCGCUCCUCGCCGGGCACAACCGCUUAGCGCAGCCGAGGCUUCGAGGAGGAGAGUAGAGUGGUGGAGAAGGGCAGCGGUCAAUGCCGUGUUCAUUGCGGCGUGGUCAGUACAUGCGCCCCCUGACCACUUCGAUGCCGAGCCGACGCUCACCGAGAGGUCUAUACUCUCCCGCUCAGGUACUCGUUCUCGUCCGCCAUCUCGGUCUACAGUAUGCUUUUCACUGAGCCAUCUCGAUCCGGAAUCAAAGGGCUGAUAUAAGCUCCAAUCCCCUUCAGACAAGUGGAUGUUUUCCAAAGAGCACUACAACUUGUGCGUUCCUCGUCGUAUGCAAGGCGUCUAGCCUCCUUCCGACGCCUUCGGAGCUGACGCGAUCAUGUCCCACCAAUCGCAGCCCAUAUCCAUUAUUCGUCACAUCUUUCCACAUGUUCGUGCAGUGGUCACUUUCGGCCAUAACACUGAGCAUGGCCACUCGACUGCGAUCCAAAAAUCGACCGGGGCUCAAAGACUUUGGGUGAGUCGGUCCAGGCGCGGCGCCCGAGGUCACGUGCGCUACAUGUCAUUUCGGUCGGUCGGAGCUCACACAAUCCCCGCGGGGCGCUUGCCAUCCAGUACCAAGGUCGUACCGUGUGGAGUUGCCUCGGGCUUGGACAUUGGCUUGUCGAACCUGUCGCUGCGCACCAUCACCCUUUCCUUCUACAGUACGUCACCCUCCCCGAGUCUAAGGCGUUUCUCCCGACUGUCGCUGACAAGUUCUCAACCUCGACACACAGCCAUGUGCAAAUCCUCGAGCUUGGCCUUUGUACUGCUCUUUGCCUUCAUAUUCAGGCUCGAAAAACCGUCGUGGCGACUUGCCGGCAUUAUCACCAUCAUCUCGGGUGGGGUGGUGCUCAUGGUGUCGACCGAGACCCGCUUCGACCCCGCAGGAAUGGUCGAGGUCCUCACCGCCUCGGCAUUGGGCGGGCUGAGAUGGUCGCUCGUUCAGAUCCUCCUCGACAAGGAAUCGCUGGGCAUGUCGAACCCGAUCGCAACGCUGUAUUGGCUCGCACCCAUCAUGGGCUUCGUGCUGGCGACGUGCUCCAUGAUUUUCGACGGGUGGAGGAACGUGUUUGGGAACGAGACCUUUUUCGGCUCGUUUGGCCUCACCGUCAACACGCUCUUUGCGAUGUUGUUACCGGGAUUUCUGGCGUUCGCGAUGAACGUCGCCGAGUUCGGGUGAAUUUGAAUGAAUGCCGUCCCACCAAAGUUGAUGAGAUGCUGACCCCCUAAAUCGUCGCCAGAUUGAUCCAGCGCACUUCGGUCGUCACCCUCUCCGUGGCCGGCAUCUUCAAAGAGGUCGCCAUGAUCUUCCUGUCCAUGUUCGUAUUCCACGACCAGUUGACGCCCAUCAACGUUUCGGGUUUGGUCGUCACCCUGUUCGGUAAGUUUCGGCACGGAUGCCAGUGAAUGUUAGCCUUCGUUCGCAGCUGAGAAGGCAUCACUCCUCGUUGCUCAGGUAUCGCCUUGUACAACUACUUCAAGUACAAACAAUUCACUGACGACCCGUCGUCCGCGAAAGGGCAUGGACAUGGGCACGGCGCGCGCUCGAGCCUACAUUUGGGAGACCACGAUCUGAGCUCGGCCGAUCUAUCGCGCCUCAAUCGGGCGGAGGACGAGGACGUCAUGCUGUUGACCGAGAGGGAGAGAUCAGCUUCGCGGGCGUUAAGGGUCGUGAGUUACUCACAUUCGACGACGUAUCGUUGCGUUUCAGGAAGAGCUGCUGAUCAUCUCUGCUCUCAUGAAAGCAGACCAACGCCUCGGCCGUUUACCUCGAUAACCUACCUCACGAACUGACGCGCGGCUCCCACCACACCCUCGGGUCGAACCCUUCCUCCGCCUCUUCGUCCCGGUCUUCUCUGUCGAUUCCAGCUGGGGACGCGGUUCAUCUGCGGCGAGCGUCGCACGCUUCCAAAACGCAUGAAAUGGAAGAACAUGCGAUCCCGCAUCUCGAGGAACGCGUCAAUGAGGGGGAGGUUUUGCUGGAUUUGGAGCAGGAGGCGAGGGAGUUGGAACGGACGUUAGAAAGAGGAACACCCGAGAGAGAAACGGAAGUACAUGGAGCGGCUCAUAAAGGCUCGGUCGGGGGAGGGGAUGAAGGCUGGGAUUUAUUGAUAGAGGAUCAGCCGGGGGAGGCGAAGCGGUAG
This is a messenger RNA of Microbotryum saponariae, 2542 nucleotides long. Lineage: Eukaryota; Fungi; Basidiomycota; Microbotryomycetes; Microbotryales; Microbotryaceae. The record is from the annotation of a GenBank genome assembly.